Messenger RNA from Lepisosteus oculatus (spotted gar), 4022 nucleotides. The record is from RefSeq and is a predicted model, not a curated record. Lineage: Eukaryota; Metazoa; Chordata; Actinopteri; Semionotiformes; Lepisosteidae.
UUCUGUCACUUGGAUAAAUUAGAAAUGAAAAUAGCGCCAAAUGGAGGAGAAUCGAGUCUUUUCUGCUUUCUACCAUGGUUCACUUGAUUGAGUUAAUUAAUCAUAUGUCUUUAGGGUAAAUAGCAUACAAAACUGAAUUUCAGAAUUGAACAGAUAUGUGGCAUUAAAGUUGCACAGCAGCACAACAAUUAUUCAAAUACAACACAUUGGACUGUACAGCCGCUGCAGAAGCGGAGCAGUUACCACGCAAUUGAGCAGCCGACACACAGAAGAAUUCAGAAAUGACAGGUGGACACAAAUUUAAUUCCUCUUGUUUCACUAAAUUUAAUAACCACAGAAAACAUUCCCCAUCACUUAUACAAAAAUAAGCCCUUAACUCAUCCGCCAGCAGACAGGUUUAGAAACAUCAAGGCAGAACGGGUUCCUGUGAGCUCUGUGAGGCAGGUGGGACGCGAGACAGGGGGCAGAGGCCCAGUCGCACUGCAGCAGGAGAGAGGUUCCAGGCUUGGCGCAGGGCCUGCUGUGCAGGUGGCCAGGAAAGGUCUAUAUUUCAGAACACUCUUUUUUGUUCUCUUUUAAGAGCUUGGCGAUGGCCUUGUUUCUGAGGCCUGACGCUGUGAAUUCUACCCCCUUUGUUCAGCAGAGACAGACGACAGAGCUGUGGUGACAGCACAGUGACAACAUGAUUCUGCCUCCCAGCCCCACUGAGGACAGGCAGGCUGACAGGCUGACAGGAUUGCUGUGCUGCCACUGCAAGGGGGCGCCCUGUCCCAGCCCAGAGCAAACGAGCACUGAUCUGGCUCCUGAGCACUCUGGGCUCUGCUCCUGCCUCUGAGCUCAAUGCGAUCUAGGCAACCCACCCAAAAUGCCCCAGAAAUACAAAAGGGUGGGAGCUGUUUCUGUCUGAGAUUGUCCUUGAAUUGAUAAUGGUCAGUGACGCCUCAGUCUGCUCCUUCUCCAAUCUUCUUUCUCUUGGCCUCAUGUCGAGGUGGGUUCCUCUUCUGCUUCAGGCGACUGCCUGUCCGGGGGGAGUGAUCCAGCAGGGCUCAGUCAGGCCUCCACAGGAUGUGUUCACUGCACCUGCGAGAGCGACCCUUAACUGGCCCUGCUGAGCGAUGGGCUGUGACCAGAGGAAAGUAAAGGUUAGCGACAGUCUUGGAAUAAGGGCAAGAGGCAUCUAUUAACCCAGAGAGCACUUCUGGCAGAGGGUGAAGAGCUGGCUUUCCCCAGGCCUUUGUGUGAAUGUCUUGUUGAACGAACAUGCGUCUUCUCUUGCACAUUGUUUCCUGCUUCAAUCGCUCUUUUAACUUGAUCGUUACUUGAUAAGCACUCGUGUGGAGAGCACACUGCUGACGAGAGACAGCCUUUCCUCACCCAGGCGUGUCCCGUGUGUCCAGAGAUGGCCGCAGGCAGGCCUUCAGCACUCAAUGCGUCUUGUCUCCUCUCACACGUUGCUGGCCUGUGCCGAAGCUCGUGAUGGAAGAAUGCAGGUGAAAGUCUUGUGGCUGUUGAAGGAGCAUUGCUGAGGGACAGGAAAGGGACUCCUGGAGAAGCUGAGGAGAGGCAGGGCUGAUCUCUCUGCAGCCCAGAGGAGAGAGCUCCUGGAGGCUGGGGGGAAGCAGAGUUCCAGAUUCUGCCGGCCUGCAGAACCUGCGGAAGGAGAAAUCGCGGAACGCGGCCCGCUCGCGGCGAGGGAAGGAGAACUUUGAGUUUUUCGAGCUGGCGAAGAUGCUGCCCCUGCCCGGUGCCAUCACCAGCCAGCUGGACAAAGCCUCCGUCAUCCGCCUCACCAUCAGCUACCUGCGCAUGAGGGACUUCUCCAGCCAGGGAGACCCGCCGUGGAGCCCCCUACAGGAGAGAGGGCCACACAACAAGGCUGUGGGAAGGACAAUGAGCUCAGUGGCCACUGAUGUCUUUGAGCAGCACCUGGGAGGACACCUGCUGCAGUCCCUGGAUGGCUUUGUGUUUGUGGUCAGUCACGAUGGCCGGUUCCUCUACAUCUCUGAGACAGUGUCCAUCUACCUGGGCCUCUCGCAGGUGGAGCUGACCGGCAGCAGCGUGUUCGACUACAUCCACCCCGCUGACCAUGUGGAGAUGGCCGAGAGACUGGGCAUGAGGCCGCACCUCCAAGGCGGGGCUGAUUCACACGCUGCCAAUGAGAGCGCAUCCAGUUCAGCAUCUACCUCCUCAUUGGCCGAGGCCCCAGAGCCAGAGGAGACCCUCAGUCCUCUGUGCCCAGAGCCCGAUCCCCUCGAGAGAAGCUUCUUCAUCCGCAUGAAGUCCACCCUCACUAAGCGCGGGCUUCACGUCAAGUCUUCAGGGUACAAGGUGAUCCACGUGACGGGGCGGCUCCACAGUAGGCCCGGCUCCUCCUCUCCGCGCACUCUGGGUCUGGUGGCCCUGGCUCACACGCUGCCGCCCUCCACGUUGAGCGAGGUGCGCAUGGAGAGUCACAUGUUUGUCUUCCGGGUCAACCUGGACCUGCAGGUCACCUACUGUGAGAACAGGAUCUCAGACUACAUGGACCUGAGUCCUGCGGAGGUGAUUGGACACAGCUGCUACCGGUUUGUCCACGUGCAGGACCUGGAUCGCCUCCGGCAGAGUCAUGAGGAUUUGCUGCGGAAGGGACAGGUGGUGACUGGGUAUUACCGGUGGCUUCAGCGUCGUGGUGGCUUCCUGUGGGUCCAGUCCUGCGCCACUGUGUCCAUCAACAUGAAGACGCCCCACGACCGAAACAUCAUCUGGGUCAACUAUGUCCUGAGCCGAGCGGAGCUCCCAGACACCCCCCUUGACAUCCAGCAGCUGCCCGAGAGGCUGAGGCCAGAGAGAACGACCCCCCGGCAGCAUCCCAAAGGAUCCCCUUCGCUCCAGCGGCCAGACUGCAGUGGCUCCGGGUCCGAGGCAAGGGAGACGUUCCUGUCAGACAGCCCGUCGGACGAAAGGAGGAAGAGGAGCCGGCGACACGCCUCUGGAGAACGGCCCCCAGAAGCGAGGAAGAUGCAGCCGGACUUGUCUAGUGUGGAAAGUGACGCUGAGGAUGAUGUCCGGAGAGACUACAAGCGGCUCAAAGCUGAGGAAGGACAGUGUCCAGGAACGGGCGAGGAAGAGGAGGCAGGGCUGCCAAAGGGGUGCGUGGCCACCCGGCAGCCGAACGGCACAAGCCCUCCUCGCAUCAAGACCGAGCGGGAGCCCCUGGCUGGGCCUCGGAGCCGCUCCCCAGCCCCCUCGCGGCCCUCACCGCCGGCAGGGCCUGCUGACAGGGGCUGCCCCCCGACCGGCGCCCUGUCCCCUGAGACCCCACCCCGGAGCCUCUUCACGCCUGCUUCCCCCGCCCUGUGCCCCCCGCCCGGGCCCGGCCGAGACCAGGAGGCUCUGCACAGACUGGCGCUGCCCCCCGCCCUCGGGGCGCAGGGCCCCCAGAGCCUGUUCGCCCCCAGCACCAUCCGCUACGCCCCUGCCGAGGGGGUCGGCCUGGGGGCUCCCGCCCACCUCAAGGCGCCCCCCUCCCUCUUCCCUCUGCCCCCCUUCAGCAGCGGUUUCGGGGCACCUUGCUCCCCGUUCCCCCCCAUCCUGCCCUUCUGCGUCAAUGGGCUCCGAGGCACCGCUGCCAGGAAGGAGGAGGACUGAGCGGAGGAGGGCAGCGGGAGUGGUGCCCACAACGUGCCCUGGCCUGGCGGCGGUGUGGACACACGGGCUCCGGCCCGGACAGCGCUGCGAUUGUUGGUUGUCCUGCGAGUGUGACGCCUGGUGCGGGGUCAGCCCCAGUGGGACUGUCCUGGGGUGUUGACCGAGUGCAGCCAGACUGAGGGUGUCCUUGAGGCAUUCCCAGGAGAGCCGUGCAGCCGCGCUCUCGGGCUCAAGUGUGUGUCGAUGGAGUCUGGUGCCAAUAAAGGAUGUUCUGUUUUGAGUCUGGGUCGGUGUCCUGCAGUCUCUCUUGGCAAGUGUGUCGGCGGGGGUGACCAGCGGCCGCCUGUGGGGCUCCUGUCUGCACACCUCCGCCUGAAGGCCUGGCCACGCUCUGA